AACUAACACUCAUUCUAUCCCAUACACCCCAAGGCCCCAACCCCACGGACAGAAGACAAAACAAAAAGAGAGGAAGAGGAAGGAGAGGGGGAGUGAUGGAGAAAGGAAGAAGAGAAGAGGGGAAGAGAGAGGACGUGAUGGCCAGAGAGAGAGAGAGUAGUGCAGCUGCCGUCACUGUUGGGGAUGUCGCGGUGGUUGCUGUCGUCACUGAAGGAGCUCGUCGCUGAGCUGCUGUGUCGCCGCCGGAAGAAAGCUCGUCCAUGCUCUAUCCUCCAUUCUUCCUCCACUGGAGCCUUCCGCCACUACCCUUGCCCUUUGAAAAUGAUGUCCUCACCUGAAGUUGCCAAUUGGAUCAAAGGGAAGAAGCUUACCCAGAAACUGCUUGAAAGGUUGAAGACUACUCUUUAUGCUGUUCAAGCCUUUCUCAGUGAUGCUGAGCAGAAGCAGAUCAAGGAGAGAGCUGUCAAGGACUGGCUCGAUAGUCUCAAAGAUGCUAUGUAUGUUGCUGAUGACUUGCUUGAUGAAGUCUUCACCAAAGCUGCCACUCAGAAGGAUCCAGGUACCUUCUCUCGUUUUUUCAAUUUGCAAGAUAGGGAGAUAGCAAACAGGAUGGAAGAAAUAAUUGAGAGGAUAGAGUCUAUUGUGAAGCAAAAAGACACUCUUGGUCUUAGAGAGAUUCCUAAGGAGAACAUGUCAUGGAGGAUCACAACAUCUCUAGUUGAAAGAUCUAAUAUAUAUGGAAGGGAAAAAGACAAGGAGGCCAUAGUGAAAUUGUUGUUGGAUGAUGAUAUAUCUGUGAUUCCCAUUGUGGGCAUGGGCGGAAUAGGAAAGACUACUUUGGCCCAAUUGGUUUACAAUGACAAUAAAGUGCAGAAGAACUUUGAUGUUCAGGGUUGGGUUUGUGUGUCCGAAGAGUUUGAUGUUAUUAAGGUCACCAAGACUAUAAUUGAGGCAAUAACUUCAAGUUCUUGUAACUUGAAUGAUUUGAAUUUACUUCAACAUGAGUUAAAGGAAAGAUUAUCCAAACGAAAGUUCUUUGUGGUUUUGGACGAUGCAUGGAAUGAAAACUAUGGUAGCUGGAAUAGGCUUCUAAAACCUUUUCAGAAUGGGGUUAAGGGGAGCAAAAUUCUCAUAACUACUAGAAGUACAAAGGUGGCUUCUGCGGCACAGACUAUUUCGUCUUAUGAACUAAGCUUAUUGUCAGAUGAAGAUUGCUGGUUAAUAUUUUCAAAACAUGCACGUCUUUCCACUUACUCUAUGGAGAAUCCAACUUUGGAAAAGCUUGGCAGAGAUAUUGUAAAGAAGUGUCAUGGCUUGCCCUUGGCAGCUCAAGCACUAGGAGGCUUGUUGCGCGGAAAUUCUGAUGUCGAGGAUUGGAAUCGUAUAUUGAAGAGCGAGAUUUGGGAAUUUUCUGAAGACAAAAGCGAACUCAUUCCAGCAUUAAGAAUCAGUUAUUACUAUCUUCCUUCAUGUCUGAAGGAGUGCUUUGUUUAUUGCUCAUUGUAUCCGAAGGAUUAUAAAUUUGAUAAAGAUGAGCUCAUCUUGUUAUGGAUGGCUCAGAAUUUUUUACAACCAGUUGGGAAAAAGACCCCAGAAGAAGUUGGUGAUGAAUAUUUCGAUGAAUUAGUUGCGAGAUCAUUAUUGCAACCUCAUAGUACUGAGGAAAAUAAUUUUGUGAUGCAUGAUCUUGUGCAUGAUUUGGCAAUGAUGUUUGCGGGAGAAUUCUAUUUUAGAGCGGAAGAGCUUCAGAAUGCAGUUGAGGUUGAUAUUAAAACGCGUCAUUUGUCCCAUAAUGCUAAAGGCAAUUAUCCAAUCUCAAAACUGUUGGGGGUUUGUGACAGAAUAAAACAUACAAGGACAUUUCUUGCAAUCAAUUUGUGGCCAUGGAUCCCAUUUAACAUGGAAAACACACCUUAUAUCUUGUUGUCACGGUUGAAGUACCUUAGAGCUUUGUCGUUGAAACGCUUUCCUCUUGAGUCAGUCCCUGGUUCAAUAGGUGAGUUGAUUCAUUUGCGUUACUUGGAUCUCUCUUGGACCGACAUUGUGACAUUGCCGGAGUCAUUGGGUAACCUGUACAACUUGCAGACCUUGAAGUUGCGUUUCUGUAUGCAACUGACAAUGCUACCUGUUGGCAUGGAAGACCUUGUAAAUUUGCGGCAUCUUGAUAUUAGAGGGACUGAUCGGUUGCAAGAGAUGCCGAAAGGUAUGAGCAAGUUGAAAAAUUUGCAGUUUUUAAGCGACUAUGUUGUUGGGAAGCGUGAAGAAAACAAUAUCACAGAAUUGGGAGCACUUGCAAAUCUACAGCAAUCAAUUUCCAUUGCCAAAUUGGAGAAUGUGGUGAACAGCAGUGAAGCUUCGAUGGCAAGAAUGUCUAACAAGGAUGGCAUUAGGUCUUUGGAGUUGAGUUGGUCGCCAGAUGAAGAUGAGAAUGAAGUUGAUUCCCAAAUAGAAAGAGAUAUACUCGACAAGUUAAAACCUCAUUGUAAUUUGAAAGAACUAGAAAUCCGGGGUUAUAGGGGUACAACCUUUCCAGAUUGGUUGGGACAUUCUUCCUACUGCAACAUCACCACAAUAACACUGUAUGGUUGCAGGAAUUGUUGUAUGCUUCCUUCACUUGGACAAUUGCCCUCUUUGAAGCACCUAACAAUUUUAAAUUUUGAAAGUGUGGAAAUUGUGGGUGCUGAGUUUUACUUUUACCAGAACGAUGAAUUUUGUUUGGAGACUCCAUUUCCAAAGCUUGAAACUCUUUGGUUUUCAUCAAUGCCUUGCUGGAAGGAGUGGCGUUCAAUGGAGUUGAAUGCAUUUCCUCGACUUAGGGAGCUUACCAUAUGGAAGUGUCCGAUGUUGAGAGGAGAUUUGCCGAAUCACCUACCUUCUUUGGAAUCACUUGAGAUUGAGGCUCCUGCGAUUUCCACUCUUUCAAUUUCAGGAAAGCAUCCAGUGGGGUCCGUGGUGGAGGCCAUUACGAACACGCAACUGACUUGCCUCACUUCUUUACGCAUCUCAGAUUGUUCCUCCCACAUAUGGUUUCCUGUGAGUGCUAUCCCUCCAUCACUACGAGACUUGAUGAUUCAGGGUUGUAGAGAAUUAGAAUUCCAAAUGGAUGGCCAACACCACUCACUUAAGGAACUACGCAUACGUAGCAGUUGUGAUUCAGUUGCAUCCUUCUCGUUGUUGGAUUCCUUUCCAAAUCUCGUGCAUGUUCAAAUCAAGAAAUGUGAAAAGAUGGAGUGUAUUGUGGUGUCACGCUCUCUCUCGUCUCUCCGAUAUCUAUGGAUCAAGCAUUGUGGGAGUAUGAAAUCCGUGUCGACGAUAUGGAUUGCAGCACCUCAGCUAGAGUGUCUCUCACUAGUGGGUUGCCCCAGGGUCGAUUUGUUUGCUCCAGGGGUUCCACACCGUAGCCUCAGAUUUCUUGGAAUCAGCUACUGCGAGAAACUAGUGAGCACUGCAGCAUUCAUGAAUUCCCAAUUUCACGGGCUAACUAGUCUUCGUAUUGCGGGUGAAUGUGAGAGUGUGAAGUCCCUCCCAAAGGAAGGUUGGUUGCCUGCCUCCCUUCAGUCUCUCACACUGGAUCGCAUUCAAAGUGUGGAGACGUUGGAAUGCAAGGGACUUGCCCACCUCACCUCCCUCCAUGAAUUAUGUAUUUUUCGUUGUCCCAAGUUGGAGAAUAUGGAGGGUGAAAAGCUGCCUACCUCUCUAAAACAACUCUGCAUCAGUGAUAGCCCUUUGCUGGGUAAACGGUGCGAGAUGAAGGACCCACAGCUUUGGCCCAAAAUCUCCCACAUCCCCACCAUUCAAGUUGAUGACAGAUGGAUUUGGUAAUCCAACAACUUCAACAGUUGAUGCUUUAUACAUUCUCAUACAGCAUAUCCAUCGAGCCAACAAGUAAGCACCCACAUUGCCUCACUUCUUUCUCCUAUAUUUUUUCCAAUUUUUUUCUGCUGAAUGCUGAUAUUACGAUACUGCAGCUUUUUCUCUUGUUCUAUUGAUAAGAUGAUAAAAUUUACCAUGGCGAAGUAUACGGUAUAAUGGGAAGUUCAAGGUCAUUGAGAAUGCCAAAUGGAAACUCUCCUGGAGACUGGAGAAUGGGAGUCUUACUGCAACUGCUUCCAAGGAAGUGGUUAGCAUGCCUUAAAGAAACCUGAUUUCAUGGUCACCGAGAUUUCAAUUUUAUCUGAGUUUGAAUUACAAAUGUUCUUCACUCACUGAUUCUGGUGUAUAAUUUGUGCUCUAUGCUUUCCUUUGACUAAUACACGUGUCAGUAAGUAAUGUGUGAUUAAGUGUAAGAUGGAAAGGGCUAACUUAGUUGUACUUGAUGAACAGAAUAUUCAGUUAUAGAUGUUUUUGUUCACAGUCCUAUUCCUUGAUGGCAAUGCCGAAAGGGAAUAGAGGCUGGGCCUUGACCAAGGCCUUGAUGGCUAUGCCGGAGAGUCCUUGGUUGAGGGGUUACUUUGCUGGAAAAAACAUAAGAUGGAAAAAUGUUGUAUAUUUUCAACUUAAGUUGUUCUUGUAUAUGGUUAACAAGAAUGCGCAAUCACUUCUUAUGGUGGUUUAAUUGCAGCA
Molecule: messenger RNA, 4563 nt
Organism: Arachis ipaensis
Lineage: Eukaryota; Viridiplantae; Streptophyta; Magnoliopsida; Fabales; Fabaceae
Source: RefSeq, a predicted model, not a curated record